AUGGAUGCUAGUAACCAUGAUAUGGUAGGAGUUCUUGCCAGAGAAAUGAUUACCAUUUUUUCUCCCCUAAUACAGAAUGUAAAUAGGACUAACAAUGAUAAUGCCCAAACAUACCAACAACUGCCAGCGCAGAUGGGAAACAUAGCAGAUUUCCUAGGCGCCCCUCAGUCUUCUGUUCGAUGCAGACCAAACCAAGUUAUAAUCCAGGAAGAAGAACCAACUAUAAAUCAGGUUCGACCACCUAGACAAGCGCCUGACGAAAGGGUCAUGGGGGCAAGAUUAGAACAACAGCCAAUUCGACAGGAAGUCCCUGAAGAACAACCUAGGAGAGUAAUUAUGGUUAAUAGAGACCAGGACGCAGACGAAGUAAUUCAUAGGGUUAGGCAAGAAAACAUGAUGGAAAAUAACUUAACUACUAUGAUAGAGAGAAUCAUGGCCCAGAAUGGUCUGAAUACAGGACUUCGACGGCCAAAUUAUACCUCUCCUUUAUCAGAAUACGUCCUACAAAAUGAAUUACCAAGGGGUUGUAAAAUCCCUAAGUUCACCAAAUUUUCAGGGGACACUAGUGAAUCCCUUAUAGAACACGUAGCCAGAUACAUGACUGAGGCAGGGGAUUUGGCAAACAGUGAGAACCUAAGAAUGAAAUAUUUCCCUAGUUCUUUAACGAAGAAUGCCUUCACGUGGUUUACAACUUUGCCACCAAAUUCCAUAGAUACUUGGCCUCAUUUGGAGAGAUUAUUUCAUGAACAAUUCUACAUGGGUCAAACUAAGAUAAGUCUUAAGGAAUUAGUCAAUAUUAAAAGAAAAUUCACUAAACCUAUAGAUAAUUAUCUGAAUAGGUUCCAUUUGUUGAAAUCUAGAUGCUUUACAGUAGUGCUUGAACAUGAAUUGGUCGAAAUGGCCGUUGGAGGAGCGAAUAAGAAUUACAAGAAAGAAAGGGUUGCUUAUGUCGAAGUCGAAGAUGAGGAGUCUGAAAUCUCUAAUGACCCUUAUGGUCUCGAGGAAUUCGAAGUAGAUUUGGCUGAAUUCAAAGAAGCACCACCUUAUGCUUGUAAACUACUUACACCUUCGAAUGGCAGGAACCCUGUCGAAACUGAAAAGAAUGAUAGAUUUCCUAAAAAGACUUACACAUUUGAUAUUACCAAAUGUGAUGAAAUCUUCGAUUUAUUAGUAAAAGAUGGCCAAAUGAUAGUGCGUCCUAAUACCAAAAUUCCUCCGUUAGAACAACGGAAGAAAAGAGGCUUCUGUAAAUAUCACAAUAUUUUAGGCCAUAAAACCUCACAAUGCUUUCUUUUCAGGGAUCUUAUUCAGAAUGCAAUUAAGGAUGGUCGCUUCAAGUUCGCUGACAGGGGGAGAAACCAGAUGAAGGUUGACGAUGACCCCCUCAACAUUGUUGACACAAAUUAUGCUGAACCUGUCGAAAUCAACAUGAGUGACAUGGUGGAAGUGGAGGCUGUGAAGGAAAUAGGAACUGAAGGCUAUGUGCUAGUUGGAAAGCAGGCUACUAAUGGCCUAACUAAUGAUGUUCCCUUUGGAAUUUCUGUCGAAGGUGAACAGGUUGCUGAUGUCGAACCAAAGGCCAUUGAAGGUCUUAAUGGGAAGGCAACUGAGGGCCUAAGGAAGAAAUUUGAGGAAAUUUCAAUCACUGAUGGUGCCAAUCUAGGUGUCAACAUGGUGGAUCUGAACCAACCCCCCCCCCCCCCAAGAGAUGGAGGAAGUGGAGAGGUGUCUGAAGAUAAAGCAAGAGGGAAUGCAGUUUGGCUAUCUGUUCGCUGUUGA
Lathyrus oleraceus (garden pea) is the source of this 1779-nucleotide messenger RNA. RefSeq lists its product as uncharacterized. The transcript has 2 exons. NCBI's taxonomy places the organism in Eukaryota, Viridiplantae, Streptophyta, Magnoliopsida, Fabales, Fabaceae. Bases 1 to 1779 code for a protein of 592 amino acids. The record is from RefSeq and is a predicted model, not a curated record.